Messenger RNA from Laccaria bicolor S238N-H82, 816 nucleotides. RefSeq lists its product as uncharacterized. The record is from RefSeq and is a predicted model, not a curated record. The transcript has 7 exons. Gene Ontology annotation, cellular component: nucleus. The coding region runs from base 1 to 816 and encodes 271 amino acids. NCBI's taxonomy places the organism in Eukaryota, Fungi, Basidiomycota, Agaricomycetes, Agaricales, Hydnangiaceae. Gene Ontology annotation, biological process: positive regulation of neuron differentiation.
AUGUCGCAACACACAAUUCAACACCACCAAGUUCACCAACACUAUGUCCAUUACUCUGGCCCUCAGCAACCGCUCGUGCAUCAUCAAAGCAUCGGCAUCGUGCCUCAAGAUACACAGCGGCAGCUCCAGCAUCAUCAACAACCUCAACACCAGCUGCAGCACCAGCCAGUACCGCAGGCGAGCGGCAGCGGAACGACCACAGUCUCGCCCUUAGUCGCGACGGGCGACUGGACGAAGGAUCUGGUUCAUUUGGCAAAGACUGCUGAGCUCAAAAAACAUGCUUUGACUCUCCAACUGCAUACCGCCCAUAUCCUUUCAGCCCAUGCAUCGCUUGAGCAAAAAGGAAAGGCUAUCCAAGACGUCCGCGAGCAGAGGAACAAACUAGAGAGCGAGAGGACGAGGUUGCUGAACUGUUUGAGAGAGAUAAAUGAAGAUCGAGACAAGGCUGAUCUUAUGGAGUCGACACUAAACAAAGAAUGCGACGACAUGCGCAACAAAAUCGCCCAGCUCACAGAGGGCGAUUACGCAAUAGCUAAAUCUGACGUAGACCGGCUACGCCAGGAGCUUGGACAACCUCCCCUACCCACAUUACAGAGCACCCUUGACGAAAAGACAUCCCAAUACCUUAACGAACGCCGACUGAACGGAAACGAAUCACAGUCACAUACGCCGACUGAGGCUCAAGGGUCUUCAUCUGCGACGGGUGGAAUGAAACGGAGUGCGCCUUCUAGUGCUCGUGGAGAGGAAGGUGCAGCCAAGCGGCCCAGGGGACGUCCCAAAGGAAGCAAGAACCGGAGCAAGGGAGACGCCGCUUAA